Guillardia theta CCMP2712 is the source of this 1203-nucleotide messenger RNA. RefSeq lists its product as hypothetical. Bases 1 to 1203 code for a protein of 400 amino acids. The record is from RefSeq and is a predicted model, not a curated record. Lineage: Eukaryota; Cryptophyceae; Pyrenomonadales; Geminigeraceae. Gene Ontology annotation, molecular function: beta-glucosidase activity. Gene Ontology annotation, cellular component: cell surface; extracellular region. The transcript has a single exon. Gene Ontology annotation, biological process: glucan catabolic process.
AUGCCGUCGUCGGUGGCGUUCGCCGCGUACUUCAUGUUGCUGACCCUUGCCCUCGGCACCGCCUCUGCCACCUCUUUCUCCUCCCCCCUCACUGGCGCUGAAUACCAGGCGAGGAUCGGCUGGGGGUUUGACACGGAUUUCUUCAAGUCGGAGAAUGGCAUGAAGAAAUAUGAUUCGCAGAUCAUGGCAGACCUCAAGGCCAAGGGCGUGAAGAACCUCCGGCUGCGCACGAGAGGAGAUAUCUUCGGCUUCCACUCUUCCACUGAGCUUGCCGACAGCGCGAGCUUGAACAAGCUGUUCCAGGGCUACCGAACCAUCCUGCCCGACAUGUAUCAGAACGACAUUCUGCCCAUCAUCUCUUGGAUCAACGAUGAGUCAGAGGUGCAAGCCACAGAUGCGCAGGGCGAAAACUUUGUCGAGUGGUGGAGGAGGGUCGCGGUGGCUCUCAAGGACGAGCCCUACGAGCUUGCCUUCAACCUCUUCACGGAGAUCGGAACAGGUAACCUGAAGGACAACCCAGCGAAGUACAACGACUGGACUCGUCGCGCCAUCUCCGCCAUCCGCACCUCAGGAGGAAACAACGCCUACCGAGUUAUCAUUCUAGGAGCUCCGGCCAAGGAUGCAGACUCCCUCUCCAGGAUCGACACGUCCAUCACGAGCGGCCAGCAUUACCUCAUGGCAGAAUGGCACCUGUAUGCCUCUGGCCCGAACAAGCAGGUAGGAGGACAGAAGUACUGGGCAGGCACCGGAAGUGCUGAGGAUCGUGAGCGGGUUAACAAGGUCUUCAGAGACGCAGUGGGGUGGACGGCGACUACAAACAUCCCGACCUGGAUCGGUGCCUGGAUGCCCUAUGACAACAUCGAUGCCUCGCAGAACCAGGAGGAGGUGGAAGCGUUCGCCUGCUACUUCAGUACCGUCGCACGGCAAAACGGCAUCCCGUGGUCCAUGAACAAGCUCGACAACUUCUAUGACGUGCGGACGAACACUUGGUUGCAGACUCAAGAGGUCGGGAGGUCCAGCACUCCUGUCACCCUCAGCAUGCCUCCGAUCCUCGAUGCUCUUCAGUGCUCGUCAGCUCCUCCCGUGCUGUCCGGGUCCGACAGCGAGGUCUACCUUGCGCAGAGGCGUGUGCGGGAGAGCCGAGCGAGGUCGCAUCAUCGUCACGAGAUGCACAGGAGGAUGGUUGCACCUGCAGCCGCCUGA